Messenger RNA from Xiphophorus hellerii (green swordtail), 1827 nucleotides. It is a transcript of the gene entr1, whose product is annotated as endosome associated trafficking regulator 1. Gene Ontology annotation, cellular component: ciliary basal body; centrosome; recycling endosome. The transcript is spliced from 12 exons. NCBI's taxonomy places the organism in Eukaryota, Metazoa, Chordata, Actinopteri, Cyprinodontiformes, Poeciliidae. Gene Ontology annotation, biological process: positive regulation of cilium assembly; regulation of cytokinesis; positive regulation of protein localization to cilium. Bases 140 to 1288 code for a protein of 382 amino acids. The record is from RefSeq and is a predicted model, not a curated record.
ACUACGGUCGACGCGGACGUGUUUUCCCGAUUCUGGUCGGGUUCUUUUGAGACCAUCUGAUCGUUAAAAUGAUCCAUAAGAGAUCGAUAAGCGAGAGGUGACAGCCGAGCCGAGCCGAGCCGAGCCGAGCCGGUUCGUCAUGUCCGGACAGAGGGGCGGGAAAUCCCUGAUCAUCACUGACGAUGAGGAAGAGGAGGUCCAGGAUGGGCUGAACCCGUUCUCCUUCAAAGAGUUUCUGCGCUGGAAGAACCAGGACCAGAACCAGGACCAGAACCAGAACCAGGACCAGGACCAGGACCAGAACCAGGACCAGGACCAGGACCAGGACCAGAACCAGGACCAGGACCAGGACCAGGACCAGAACCAGGACCAGGACCAGGACCAGACACACAGAAAGGAGGAGGCUUUGGGGCGGAGCUUCCUCUGCGCUAGCGAGGAGGAAGAGGAUGCAGAUGAAGACGAUGGAGGAGAGGAGACAAGCAGGCUGACAGGAAACGAGGGAAGACAUGCGGCAAAUAUCGCCGGGUCCGGGAAUCGAACCCGUGACGGCCGUGUCGAGGACUCAAGGCCUCCAAACGUGGGUCGCGCUAACCGCUACGCCACCACGACACGCCCAAAGGGUCACCCUACCCUAACCCACUGUGGAACCUGUGGAAGUUUGGUUUCAUGUGUUUUAUUUCAGCGCAGAUUACGGUACUCCUCCAACCCUGAAGGAGGAGACGAGAUGUCCCUCGGCCAAUCGGACGCCAGCAGGGGGCGGAGCCUGAUCCAACAGAUGAGGGAGGAGAACUCGGCGUUGAGGCGGAGCGUCAGGGAGCUGCAGAGGAGAGCCGACCUCCACCAGUCCAGGGCGAGGCGGCUCUCUGAGGAGCUGCAGCAGAGGAAGCGCCAGGAGGAGCAGGAGGCGCAGGACCUGGAGAGCAUGGUGCAGUCAGUGGAGCAGAACCUGCAGCUGAUGAAGGUGUGUGUGUGUGUGUUUCAGAGGCGAGCAGCGAAGGCUGAGAGCAGCGUUUCCAGACUGAAGGCGGAGCUUCAGCAGCUGCAGGUGGAGGCAGAUGCUCUGCGAUCAGAAAACAACCGUCUGAAGGCUGCUGAAUCUGAGGUCGUCAUGACGAUGAGACAAAACGCUCAGGUGGCGGCCGAGUACCUGAGCAAGUCAGCAAGCCACGCCCACUCCUCCGUCAGGCAGCUGAUGGAGGAAGCAGAGACUCUCCGUUUGGUCUCUCAGCUCCUGCAGUCCAUCGAUAAGAUCUCCAGUGUUCAGCCUGAACACCUGCAGGACACCUGAGGGUGCAGUUGCCAUGGAAACGGUGGAGUUGGCACCCUGAGGUUUUACUUUAAGAAGAGAGGAAAGAUGGAGGAGGUUCAGCUUCAGAUUUGUCCUCCUGGACUCCAAGUUUUUACUGUUGUUGUUUUGAUUUUUGUGAGAUGAUGAUGAAGAUGAAGAUCUGGAGGUUUCAGCGCUGAGCUCUCCUCCUCCUCCUCCUCAAGGUUUGACCUCGACUUUGAUGUAAACCUGCAGGAUCAAUAACUGUUCCUCCUCUAAUAAAUUCUCCUUUAAUAAAUACAAACCUGAAGAAUCUCAGUAAAGUGGAGAGACGCUGAUUUGUUCCAGAAAGUAAAAUCUAGACCCGACCAACCAGGAACUGAUCCUUAGCCAAUCAGGACGCUCCGUGUCCUUAGCCAAUCAGGACGCUCCAUGUUCUCAGCACAAAAAUAUUUGAAAAUAAAAGCCUGUGCUGUCCAUGUUGGUGAAACUCGGCGCCGCCCUCGACAAGAACAAAGACGAUCUGGACCAGGCUGGAGAACUGGUUCAGGAGAUUAACC